Messenger RNA from Protopolystoma xenopodis, 225 nucleotides. Lineage: Eukaryota; Metazoa; Platyhelminthes; Monogenea; Polystomatidea; Polystomatidae. The record is from the annotation of a GenBank genome assembly.
AUGACGUGUUCUCAUGACCCCUUCGAGGGUUCAACAAGUUGGGACGGCGAUAACUUAAACCUCGCAGCAGCAUCAAAGGGCCACAGGCCCCAUGGAACCAACCACUGUCGCAUUUUGCUGGGACCGAAGGGGAAUUGCAGAGUUUCUUCGAAAUCGCUUGCUCUGCAAACCCGGUCGGUUCUUUCCCUUGUCAAUCUUGACUUGAUGUCUGACUAUUGUGCUUGA